Messenger RNA from Zingiber officinale, 513 nucleotides. Its product is annotated as long chain acyl-CoA synthetase 4. Gene Ontology annotation, cellular component: endoplasmic reticulum; membrane. The record is from RefSeq and is a predicted model, not a curated record. Bases 88 to 513 code for a protein of 141 amino acids. The transcript has 5 exons. Lineage: Eukaryota; Viridiplantae; Streptophyta; Magnoliopsida; Zingiberales; Zingiberaceae. Gene Ontology annotation, molecular function: long-chain fatty acid-CoA ligase activity.
AACGGUCAUCUCCAUCUCCACCCCAGAUCUGAAUUUCUUCGAUCGUUGUGAAUCGAGAUCGGAAAGGGCGGAAAAGCGAGGCGACCUAUGGGCAGCAGCCGCGAGAUGAAGCACCUGGUAGAGGUGGAGAAGGGGCAGGAGGCCGUCGACGGCCGGCCCUCCGUCGGACCAGUUUACCGCAGCGCCUUUGCUAAGGACGGCUUCCCUCCGCCCGUCCCUGGUAUAGACUCCUGCUGGGACAUCUUCCGUUUGUCUGCUGAGAAAUUUCCUGGGAGGAACAUGCUUGGCCGUCGAGAAGUCGUGGAUGGAAAGGCCGGUAAAUAUGUCUGGAUGACUUAUAAGGAAGUGUACGACACUGUGAUUAAACUCGGGGCUUCCCUAAGGAGUUGCGGGAUCGAGCAGGGUGGUCGUUGUGGUAUCUAUGGUGCUAACUGCACUGAGUGGGUUAUUAGUAUGGAGGUAAAUUUGCUGCACAAUUUAAGCAAGUCAUGUGGAGCAAUCGAUUGGGUUUAG